ACACAAUCCAUCUACCCUAGAUCGACGCAUCUCGUCUCAUCGCAUUGAGUUCUGGAUCCUGCGCUGAGGUUCUCUGGGGGUUUGUGGUGCUGCGGAAGGCUUUGGAGAGAUAUGAGUGUUGAUGUGAAUAUUGGGCAUCACCAUGGAUCUUGAUCAUGAUGAUAGUGAUGGUGAGGGUGGAGUGGCUUUGGAGGUAAGUUGUUGGCUGGUUUUUUUUUCUUGCUCUCUUCUUCGCUGCGCUUGUUUGCUGGUGUGUGUUUUUUUGUACUUUGGAUGCUUUCUUUUUUUGAGGGGUGAGGAGGUGUUUGUAUAUCGGAUGUCUUGGAUGGGGUGUAUGGGGAUGUAAGGGUAUGGGAUAGUUCUCAUGUACCUUCUCCUACGGCGGUCUGGAUGUUCCUUUUUUAUUAAUGUUUGUGGAGAGCGUCCUCAACGUAUGGUGGAGAUGGUCCCAGUGAGACUGUCUCAUUCUCUUGCGUCGGAGGGAUCGUCGCUCGUCCCCACAGUGGGUGUAAAAUCUGGGGAAGUGGCGAUGAAGAUCUGGGGAUUCCAAGGAUCUGUCAUGCUCAGACAUCACGAAUUGGGGGGAAAUAUUCGUUGUGUCUAUAGACUGUUAGUUGGAUUCUUGUGUUUCUUUUGAGUCUUGAAGUACUUGUCGUUCUUUGUCUCUUGAGGAUGGUUGCGAUGGUUGUCGCUCAUCUUUUUACGGCUCAGUGGUCGUGAGAUGCUGUUAGAAGUCUCCAAGGAGAUUAUAACCAGAUAUGCAAGAAUUUUAUAUAGGCUUUGAAUGGUAGGCCAAUCACGGACUGAUAUAUUGUUCCUGGCUGUAAUUCGCUUGGUUUUGGCGAAUUUCCCAGCAAGCUCAAAAGUUGUGGAGUGAAGGCGAAAUUCGGCCAUCCAACUGCAAAUGUGGAGGUUUUUGUAACCUCAAUUGGCAAAAUCUUUAAGCAGGGGGAUGAGUUUCAUUCGUCCUGUCUGGGUUGUGAUGUCGCGGGUACCUGCAUUCCGAGCCUCAGCUAUGCGUUUGUUCUCGUUGUCUCAAUGGGAUCGUCACUCUCCCACCGUAUAAAACAUGGGGAAGCGACGAUCUGCGGGGCCACAGGUUGGAGACCAACUGGUCUCAUCUUGUUUCUUUUUUAGGUUGUGCUUGUGCGCGUACCUGCAUUUUGGCAUCUCGUUUAGAUGUUUCUUUUCCUCUCAAGGCUCUUGGCUCCGCUCAACUUCCCAACCUCACAAGAUACGAGAAGGUCUUGAAUUGUAUGCGCGACGGGUACUUCUGCUGGAUAAGACGUCUAGGUGAUUGACCAAUCGUGGAGUCUACGAGUCGUUAGUUGCUUCUCGUUUCUGUUACUGUUUAUGGACUGCGGACUCGCACACUCCUACAUUUUCAGCUUUAUCUGCGGUCACCGUUCUGUCUUCUCAUCAAGUUGCUCUUCUACUUGACAGAGACUCUGCUCUUCUCGGCCAAAGCUCUGGGAUCUGAUAGAGUGUUGGAAAGAGCAUGCGUAGCUACUCCAAGAUCUGAAGCCUGCCAUCUGACAGAUGCCCUCAUAGAUGCUUGGAAUCUCUUGAGGAGACUCGAAUUGUAUGCGAUACUUGAGUGUUGGUAUAGAAAAGACUUGUUGAUGAACACAUUGGAAGACAGUAUGAGGGAGGUAUGUAAGCAUGCCAUACUUUCAUGUGGACUAUGUCGCUGGGAGAAACAACACUGUUGUGGCCGACGCUCUGGGGCUCGUUGCCCUACAAGCGAGGCAGCGAGAACUCGGAGCGGGAGUUUUUCCAGGGAGGGGGACUAGGUCUCUCCGCCUGAUAUUUCCCUCUCCCACUAUCCUGCCACAUAUCAAUUUCUUGCUUAUCGCCCUCAAUCUUCGCACCAACCUUCUUCUGCUUUGCUUUAAAUCUACACAAGCACGAGAAAUAUUAACUGUCUAGCAGCCAAUAAUGGGUGAAAACCGCGGUAAGGGGUACAUCCCUCUGCCGAAUGAUCCACGCGAAUACCAGGAGCUUGAGUGGUCGGAUGACGACUCUAUUCAUGUUUCGCCCAGACAAUACAGAUUGGAACAGAUUCGAGAAUUCCAUAUUGCGAGAGUAGCCGCAAGAGGGGAGGACGGUAUGCCACGCCUUAUCAUACUGGUACUUCGCAGAAUCAUCCUACUCACCCGCUUGCUAGGAACUAAUCUUGCUGAACUCCAGCAAUAUGUCUCAUUUGAGACUGGCGAGCUGGCUCCUCUCGGCGAGGAGUUUACGCUCUUCCAACUCGUCAAGGAAUUCCCAUGGUAUCAUGUAGGGAAGAGGUAUCAACAAAAAGUGAGUGAUCUAUUUGCCCUCUACAAAGUUCAAUCACAGCCAUCUUCAGCACCAUCCGGUGGUGGUGGAUGGUAUCUUGACCAUAUUCACCGCAUACGUGUGGGAGCUUCGACUCUACAACUCGACUUCGUAGAUACGUUUUUAUUCGUGCGAGUCGCAGCACACCCUCACCAUUCUCAUACAAUUUCUCACUUCUCAUCGGCAUUUCUGCUAACGCUAACAGGUUGCCAUAAAUCAUUUCAGCAACGAAAAGAUCUUUAAUUACCCAUGGAGUUUGUGAGUAGCGCGCUUAAUCUUCAGCUCCAUGUUGAUAAUAGUCACUAACUUCAUCAUCCAGCUUCUACCUUCAUAAGUUGAAAUCACCAAACCCUUCCUCACCCCUCAUCCUAGUUCUGGCUAGUCAAUUUGAGCACUAUCUCCAGACAAUCAAUGCUCUCGGUUACAAAUCCAGGCUAUCGUUGCCGGCCGGGGACGCUGUUGAAGCGUACCGCGCAUAUUUCGAGGACAGCAGCACGCCCUGCCCACGAUAUCUUGGAAAGGCGGGUGAUCACUCCGAGUUUGAGGAUCUCAAAUCCUACAGUAUCUACCCUAGAACCUACCAGAAGCCUGGCGAACCAGCAACACCGACGCCAACCAAAGAGUCUCUUGAGGCUUUCCAAUCAAUGCUUGACACAAUGUUGGCAACACAAAAGGCGAAAGCCGCUGCUAGUAAGGCCGUGGCGAAGAAGAAACGUGUUGAACUAAAGUCUUCCUGGGGCAGAAGCGUUAAGCGUGUCCAGCGUUAUAUCGGCCUGCGGGCCAAAGUUGAGGAAAGGGCUGACUGGGUUCCUGCUACGAUGAAGGAUCCAGAAUUCUCGGCAGAUAGUCUUGCUCCGGCGGAUAUGGACUUUGACGUCGUGUUUGUCUGUAUUGACAUCGAGGCCUGGGAAGAUAAUAAUGAUAUUAUCACGGAGAUAGGAGUCUCUUCUCUCGAUACGAGAGACCUGGCUACAGUACCACCGGGGCCAAAUGGCACCAAUUGGCACAAAAUCAUACGAGCACGUCACUUCCGCAUACAAGAGUAUGCUAGUCAUACGUACGUUAACCGGAAGCACAUAAGUGGCUGUCCGGAUAGUUUCCUGUUUGGGUAAGUACUUCUUUUCUCCUGUUUCAAUUGGAUGUGUGCUCAUUGAGACAAUCUUCAGAACAACUGAGAUUAUCCCGAAAAGUGCGUCUACAGCAUACAUUGCAAGCUCCUUUAUAGAACCUUUCGCCAAACCAAUCCCCGGUGCCAAAAGAACUCCAGAUGUCAAUAAUCUGGCCCAACGUAACGUUGUUUUUGUGGGGCAUAACACGGCGUCUGAUAUCAAAUUCUUAAAGAAAUUGGGAUUUGAUAUAUUUGACGUAAGCAACAUUAUAGAACAUAUUGACACAGCUCAGAUGCAUCAAUUUUUGACACGCCGACCCGACACUAGAAAGCUUGUAACUGUACUCGCUGAGCUAGACUUGGCGGGCUGGAGUGCACAUAAUGGCGGCAACGAUGCCGUUUACACUUUGCAAGCCAUGAUCUCACUUGCUAUUCGUGAUCUUACGGACAAAGCGAAAGCAAAGGAGAAGAGAAAGGAGCAAGAGUUGGCAGCGAAGCUGCAAAAUGAAGAGUAUGUUACCUUCUAAUCUCAAGGCGCGAAUGGAAAAAGACUGGAGCUUUUGCUAACUGAUAUGAACAGGACUGUGACCAAUGCGAGAGCAGAGGCUGAGGAGCGGGAGGAAGGCGUAUCUUCGGGAGACGAAGGCAGUGAUGGCGGCAACCCCGUCAAGCCUUACGAGAUACCGAUUGCAAAGAGAGACAAAUACUUGAACUGGCCUUCCGAACCUUUCGCGCCUUCUUGGGAUCAUCCGAGUAGUCAAGUUCCCCUGGCUGGACUCGGUGGUGAAGAGAUGAACAUUGGAGAUGACACAAAUGCCCGGCCACAUUCGAAAGUUCAAAAGAAGUCGACCGCCUGGGAGGAUGAGAGCGAUGAUGAGGCUGUUUAUUCUGCUCCCGCUCCCGCGGAUAUGGGAUACCCAAUGAAUGAGGUUGUUGAGGAGACUCGGGAUUUCAUACAGGAGGCUGACCCUACAGUUGGAACCACUCCAGGCAAUCUCCACCAACUUACCAAUCUCUUGAAAGAACAAAAGCAGCGUCAAACGACAGCAUGGGAAGAGGAACCAGCGGUCGAUGAGCAACUUGCCAAUGACAUGGCAAAUCUCAGUACGGUUCAAAAUAAGACGGACCGAGUUAGCGAAUGGCUUAGUGGAAAUACUUCUCUUGGUGAGGAAGUUACCAAUCCUGAGGCGAGUUCGGGCUGGUACGAUCCCGCUGGAGGACCUGGCGGCCCCUAUGUUUUAGAUGGUUUGCAGAAGAAGAAGAAGAACCGUACUAUGGCAUGGGAAGACGAAUUGUAACUUGGCAAACUCGAAUUUCUGCGCAGCACUCCUUUUUUGGCGUUGGAGUUUUUUCAUGCUCUACUUUCCGCUAGUUGGGCUUUUGGUGUCGUUUUCAGUGGGCAUUUAAAUUUGUUACAUCUGGGGCAUUGCGAUAGGGUUUGCAUUUGUUACUGGAGCACCUCACUUUUUCGGCUGCAUCUGCGAUGGUUUUCACGAGUUUGUUCUCGUUCAGGGGCAAGGAGUUUACAAACAGUCGACACACUUUCAUCUAUGUUAAACUUGGGCAAAGUCCUAAAUUCGACUCGUCUUCCUCGCGCUUCCUCGGAAUCUGAACUGCCAUGGACGUCUUCAAGGUUGAACCUUCUCUUCCCCUUUUUCCUUUUUCCUUUCCUUUCUUUUUCUUUUGAGCGAUGAAAUCGGAGGAGUUAAUGGUGCAUAUGGGAGGAGAAAUUGACAUUGCGAAACGAUGCAACGAAUGAUGGAAUACAAAAAUGGAUGGAAUGAAAUGAAUUGAAUUUGGUGCUAGUCCCUGAGGACACGAUAGGCACUACUAAGCUAUCAGAAAUGAAAUUUGGUGCUAGAUCCUGAGAGCAUGAUGGCACUACACUAAGCUAUCGAAACGUCUGUCUGUAAUUAGAGAACAUAAAGACGUUUUGAC
Molecule: messenger RNA, 5368 nt
Organism: Hymenoscyphus albidus
Lineage: Eukaryota; Fungi; Ascomycota; Leotiomycetes; Helotiales; Helotiaceae
Source: the annotation of a GenBank genome assembly